UGCUGAUCCUUCUGAUGGCAUGGCCAACCAAGCACAGAGCACCUUACACAACUCACUUCACAUCUUCAUGAAUGGCUCCAUGUCUCAAGUCCAAGGAUCGGCUAAUGACCCGAUCUUUGUGCUUCAUCAUGCAUUCGUCGACAGCAUCUUUGAGCAGUGGCUGAGGAGACACCAGCCUGUGGGGGGGGUCUACCCUGCAGCUAACGCACCAAUCGGACACAACCAUGGCUAUCACAUGGUCCCAUUUAUUCCGCUGUACAGGAAUGGUGAUUUCUUCCUUUCGUCACGGGAGCUGGGAUAUGACUAUGCUUAUUUGUUGGAGCCAGGACAAAGGUUCCUGGAGGAGUUUUUGGCACCAUACCUGGAUCGAGCACGGCAGAUUUGGCAGUGGCUGCUAGCAGCUGGGAUAGUCGGGGCACUGGUGGCGGUCAUCUUUGUCUUGUCAGUCGUGCUGGCCUGUCGCAAGAGGAAGAGAAGAAGGUCCUCUUAUGAAGAGAGACAGCCUCUGCUCCACGAAAGUGAUGAGAGCCAGAACCUCAAUUACCAAACUACACUGUGACCGAAAACAGGAGUAUAGACAGGGACGGGCAAGUUUGCUGUGAGACAUGCUGCAGCCUCUAACGAAUAUGUAGAGCACGGUUGGCAAACUGCAAAUGUGACAAUGCAUUUGUGUCGAGUCUGGGAACAUUGCCUCAACAGUCCAUAAAACAGAUUUGCAUGCAUAAGUAAAUGUGAUCUGGCAUAGCUGAUAUGGUAUUGCUGUUUUUUUGUGUUUUUGUUUUUUUUCCAAAACGUGAUCCAGUAAUGAUCUACUAAAUAUAAACUACAGUUUCAGUGGCAGUUUGGAUGAUGUUUACAAGGAAUUACAUUUGAAUCCUGUCUUUUUUUUUUUUUUUUUUUUUUUUUAAUCAAAUUGUAUUUUUAUUUUUUAUUCUGUUUUAUUUGUAUUUUAUUUUAAAACAACAGGGUAUUAUUGUGUUUAACAGAACUACUUUGAUGCAGUUUUUCAUACAGGUUUCAGUAAGUCUGAUCACUUAUCACUUGCCUAUCUCUAACUGCAUUCCUUGAUCGUUACAUAAAUGUAAGUACUGAAAAAAAAAUUAUUAAACAGAAAUAUGCUGUGAUUUUUGUAUUGAUUUACACUCUCUUGAUCACUCUUAAAUUUUCAAGCACUUAAGGUUAGCAUUUUUUUUUUUUUUGAUUGAGAGCCAUUUCCAUGGUUACAGGCCUUUGUAUUUGGUUGGCUUCUGUUGUUUACAGUGACAUGUGCACCAAUAUGAUUGGCUAGAAGGGGUGCACCUGAAAAAUCCACUGAAAAAAAUAACUGGAAACCCAUGGUAGACUUGGGUACAUUAACAAUGGUAUUGAACUGUAAAUAUUCGCCAUACGAAUACACUUACUUGUUGGGGUAGAGAAUGACGAUCAAAGCAUUUAAAAAAUAUUUUUGUAGAAAUCACUCAACUUUUUUUUUUUUUUUUUUUUUUAAAUCAACACCUUUGAAGUAAAGCAUAAAAAAAUUAGCAAACCAAAAUGGGGAACAGCGACAAUGCGGCAAAUGUGACUAAGAAAAUGCUUUAGUUCAAUAAAUCUGUUUCUCAGUAUUAUUAUUUUACAAUUCACAAAAGGACAAGAAAAGAAUAUAACUCAUUGUGGGCAGAGCACUAUUCUUAGACACAUUGAAUCACUGAGGGC
Molecule: messenger RNA, 1692 nt
Organism: Polyodon spathula (Mississippi paddlefish)
Lineage: Eukaryota; Metazoa; Chordata; Actinopteri; Acipenseriformes; Polyodontidae
Product: tyrosinase-like
Exons: 3
Coding region: 20-559 (179 amino acids)
Biological process (GO): pigmentation; melanin biosynthetic process
Molecular function (GO): tyrosinase activity
Source: RefSeq, a predicted model, not a curated record